AUGACUCAUUCUUCAACCUUCCUCCUCCCUUAUCCUCCCGCCGACAACGGCGAUGCGUCGACGUACGUCCUCGUCGUCCUCAACCGGCACCUCCCACGGUUCACUCCUCUCCUCUGGAAGCACGCACAGCUCCGUAUCUGUGCGGACGGCGGCGCGAACCGACUGUAUGAUGAAAUGCCGCAGCUGUUUCCCGAUGAAGAUGCUGCAGAGAUUCGCAAAAGGUAUAAGCCAAAUUCAAUAAAAGGAGACAUGGAUUCAGUUAGGAAAGAAGUUUUGGGAUUCUACAAAGAUAUGGGAACCGAAGUAGUUGAUGCAUCGGACGAUCAGGACACCACAGAUUUACAUAAAUGCGUCGCAUAUAUUCAAGAAAUGCCCAAUCUGAAGAAUCAAGAACUUUGUAUUCUUGUUGCUGGUGCCCUUGGUGGAAGGUUUGACCAUGAGGUUGGAAAUAUCAAUGUUCUGUGCCAUUUUCCAGAUAAGAGAAUCGUUCUUCUAUCGGAUGAUUGCCUCAUCCAACUCCUUCCUUGCAGUCAUCGUCAUGAGAUUUAUAUACAGCCAGCCAUUGAAGGACCUCAUUGUGGGCUCGUACCUAUCUGUGGACCUUCGAAAAGUAGUACAACCACAGGACUUAAGUGGAAUCUCACUGAAACGGAAAUGAGAUUCGGUGGACUUAUCAGCACAUCAAAUAUCGUAAAAGGGGAAAAAGUAACUGUGCAAGCCGAUACCGACCUUCUAUGGACUAUAUCCAUCAACAAGGAAGGCAUGCUGGCGAGUGGUUCAUAUUGA
Molecule: messenger RNA, 786 nt
Organism: Striga hermonthica
Lineage: Eukaryota; Viridiplantae; Streptophyta; Magnoliopsida; Lamiales; Orobanchaceae
Source: the annotation of a GenBank genome assembly